AGUACCGACAUUUGUGUUUUUGAAUGAAACGCGGUUGAUGGUAGCUCAGUAAAACUUGUUUACUCAAUAUUUUUCUCCGGUGCAACGUUGCUUGAUGUGUUCUGGUAACGUUUGAAGUUUAUUUUUUAGCUAAUUAAGGAGCUGGGCAGUCUGUUGCAGAGGAUGUCUUCCAGAGUUAGACUUUUCUACCUGCUAGCACCAUUAAUUUUCUACAGUUCAUCAAGGAAACACUCUACAGAUAACAGUUCUGUAUGUGGUUUCUGAGAGCAUCAGAGUAAUGUCUUCCAGAAAGCCAAGUUCAAGAGGGGGAGGCUUGCCCUUUGGCAGAUAUGGACAACGUAUCCCUCUUGGAAGCCUGGACAAUGAGAUUGAGUGUGUGUCAUCAAAGUUCAAAUCAAAAUCACAGCUGGAUGCUGUGAAAAUGACAAUGGAUGACAUUGCUCUCUGUGACUCAGAUCCCCACUUACACUCGCCUCCAUUUACCAAAGGGAAAUUAACUAAUCCCUCUGAUACUACCCAGACGGCGUAUGGGAUUGGAGAUGUAACGUUUAAAUCCUUUAUUUGCGCUGGUGGAGAAGUUGAGAUUUCCGAAUCUUCAGUUUCUGGAGAAGAGAGUAUAAUUUUGCCUGAAGACGUUGGUUUGUGCAACAUAGAAACACAAGAUACAGUCAUCUUUCACAGCAUGAUGGAACAGUCAUGCUGUGAUCAUAAAGAGCACCCCUAUUUCAAUCCUGAUGGGAAAGAGCUACUUGACAGUGAAGUGAGUGUCAGUGAAAUUCCCAACACUACACUCUCCUUUGAUGAGGUGGAGGAUAAACAAGGCAUCCAAGAUUUUCACACUGAUUGUAGUGGAGAGAAACUUGUCACUUGGAAAUCCUUUGUCUGUGAUGGAGGAGAGGUGGAACUUUCAGAUGCCUCCAGACUACAGGAUGACACCAUUCCUCUGCCCAUCGCAGAUCCUAGUGAUCCAUCUGAAGACAACAGUAUAAAUUCAACUUACAACUCUGAUGACCAUGCUCUGCUUAUUCAAAAGGAACAUGCUGAUCAUCCAUACUGUAUCAGUGAAAAUGGGAUUGUUCCUGUCAUCACAUCCUUCUCUGUACCAGCAAAUGGGUCUGUAGAGACUGAUGAUGGGCUGUGGGAUGUAACCUUUAAAACAAUUGACUGUACUGGAGGUGAGGUAGAAAUUUCAGAGGAAACUAAACUUUCACACGAGACUGUCCUUUUACCAGUUAACCAUAGUGUUGCCAUCAGUGAGUCAUACAAUUACAGUAUGAAUCCAAGCAUGUUAGCUAGUGACCAUGAUUUGCAAAAUGUUACUCAACACUUGGAUCAUCCCUACUAUGACUUUAAAAAUGAUUCCUCACCACGUGGCAACCUUGUCACUGCUCAAGUACCCUUGCCAUGUACUAAUGAAGCUGUAGAAGUUAAACAGACAAGUGUGAUGGUACCUGACAACCAGGGAGGCACAGGGAAGCUUGUUACAUCCCACUCUUUCACUAAAGCUGCAGGUGAGGCUGAAAAAUCAGAUAUCCAGUUAUCAGAGGAGACCUUUCUUCCAUGUCAGAACCAGGAUGUAAACUGUCAACCCCUGACUGACAAUGUGUCUGCUCCACUUACAGGGGAUCAUAUUCAAGAUGAAAAUGAACAACCAGAUAAGCACUCUGUAUUGGUUGAUGCUGAGUUAGUAAUUAAUAGUGGAUCUCCUGUGACAAAGACAUCUUCAGAAGUUUUGGAUAAUGAAAUUGUUAAAUUUCCUGUGCAUGAAAUGUCAGAGAUUUCAACAUAUAAGGACAGUAUGUUGCCUUCAGUGGUCCAUAGAGCUGAUGUGUCUGACUGGUGCCAUCUUGCAUCAGCAGAGAGCCCUGCACGUGAAGUGCAGCAGCUUUUGGAUUGUGUAACACAAGUGUGCUCCACAAGUGGACCCUCUGACUCCAGUGAAGCAAAAGACAGUGCUCUUGGUUCAUCGUCUAAUGGUCCCAUUAUUUAUAACUCUGCAGAGAAACCUGAGAAGCAGGAUGCACAGGAACAUCUUCAACAGCAUGAGGUUUUGAAAAUGCUGUCGAACUGCCCCUCAAUUGCCUCAGCCUUGGAGUUAGGAAUACUCAGUCCCAUUGUCAAGAAAGCAUCUUUGUCUUUGUUAAAGGCUCAUGGGGACCCAGCUCAAGACCAGUUUUUGGUUGAUUAUUCUGCUCUUGAGGAUGACAAAAGCUUUGUGGCUCCAGUUAACAGUGACCCUGCUGGGUUAUUGGCAGAAAUCAUGGAGAGCCCCAUGCCUCGUCCUCUGUUCAACUCCACAGCAGUAAGUGUGAAACCCCAACCAGGCUCAGCCACAGAACAGAAUGAGGAUCUGGGAAGGAAGCUCUGUGCAGCGCCUCGGUCUGUAGUUGAAAAGCCUGUUUUGGAUAACCCUCUGGUUCCUGAGGCUCAACUUCAUCAGUUUCGGCAGAUGGUAGAGCUCCUCGUAUCGGCAUGUGGAAAGAUGGGUCCUGCUGUUUUCUCUGUCUCUGCUCCACCACCUAGCGAAUCUUUGGCCCCCCCACAGCGAGUGCCUCCACUAGAAUCCCACAGUGUUUGUGUGGGCACCAGCCCUGUGAAAUUGACCGAGCGCAGUCUAAAUACAUCUGGCCUGUUUGAGAGAAAGCGGGAAUUCUCUGUGGUUGAUUCCUGCACUGUGACUGACCCCCUCUUGUGGAAUUUGCCUCCUGGCAGCUUGGAGUGUUUACCCAGACAGGAGCUGGAGGAGAGGCUAAGGUCUAGCAUGAUCAUGGUUGAGGCCCUGGCACAACAGUUGGCUGCAGCCAGGACACAAAGAUGUCUGUCUGCAGGCCCUGCUCCUUCAGACCUCAGGGAGAAACUAGUACAGACGGACCACACAGAACUCAGCCAGACCACAAUGUACAGAGAGCUGUACACUGAGGCUCUGAGGAGGAUUAAUGAGUUGGAGCUCGAUGAAAGUUCUCUGCAGAGCGUCAUGCAGUGUAUGCAAGACACGAGGGUUACUAUGGCUUUAUUGAGUAGUAAUACAGACGCCUCUCUCUCUAACCUGAAAGAAAUGGAUGACAUUGUCAGAGAGGACCAUCAAAGCCUCAUUUCACAUUAUGGACACAUGAAGUCUCUACUUGAAAAAUCAACGGAGACACAGACACGAAUGAUGGAGAAGGUAAAAGAAGUUCUUCAGCAAAGACAUGAGAUGAGGGCUCAGAUGGAAGAGGCCUUCACAGCUAAGGAGGCUGCCUUCAGUGCGAUGGAACAACUAAGGAAACACUGUGCCAAAGAAAUUUCAGCACUGGAAGAGAGUGUCGGGUCUCAACAAGAGCUCUUGGCUACUCUUAACCAAACCUAUCCAGAACAGGUUGAACUAAACAAAGUCUGUGCUGGAACAUUGAGGUCAGCCUCUGAACUUUUGUCCCAAACCAUGGAUGAGCACUCCAAUUUGAUGAUUGAACUCUGCACAGUCCGGAGCCUUCUGCAGAAGACUGCUCCCACCCUAAUGAUGCUGAAUGAGAAGGCAGCUGAUGCUAUAAGAGAGAGGGAUGAACAUAUAUCUGCGAGAGACCAAGCUGAUAAGGAGCGAGAGCAGAUUGAAGAAGAACUGAAUGAAACCCAUUCAAGUCUCCAAAAUGCCAGACAACAGAUUGGUGAUUUAAAUCUGCAGGUGACAAUUCUGACAUCAGAGAUGGGUGUUCUGCGACAGAAGCUAACAGAGAAAGAAGAGGAGACAGGUCAGCUAGAGAGGAAGGCAACAGAGUUGUCAGCCACUGUUUCCUCCACGCUGGCAUCCUACACGUUCUUGGAGCAGGCAUUAGCUGCUGAGACGACAAAGUUGCAGCAGUCAUGGAAAGACAUCCAUCAAGCUAAUGAGAGGGCAGAUACGUUGGAGGCAUCUCUGCGUGAAUCAGAGCAACGUGUGUCUGACUUGAGUCAGGCUCUGGCUCAGAGUGAAGAGCAGCUCAGUCAGCUGCAGACCGUCUCACAGUCUCAGAGUCUGCAGAUCCAGCAGCUACAGGAUGCUUGUGCACAACUCAGCGGCGUGUGGGAAAUGAAUGAGUUUCUGCAGAUGGAGAAUGAGUUGGCAAGGGAGCAGGUGUCUGAGAGUGAGCAUAUGCUGAGGACAAACCUGCAGGGGCUUCGGGAGAGGAACGUCCAGUGUGAAGACCUAAAAAGAGAAAUUAGUAAACUUCAACUUGAGAACACGACCUUGCAUGAAGAGAUGGAAACCACAAGAUCCACAGCUGAAGCAACCCAGCUGGAGCUCGAGGAGAAGAUUGCUCAGGCCGUCACUGAAAUCACGUUGCUGCAUCACACACUGCGAGGAGUGGCCAGUGAGCUACAUGCUGCUCUCAAUGACCAGACACAAGACUUACAGAAGGAUAAAGAGUCUCAGCUGCUUCAUGCUGCGGCGUGCCAUCAGCCAUCCAGCUCCUUCGUCAGCAGCGUUAUGGUGGCGUUAACCACCGAGAAUGAGGAAGACAUGAAAACAGACCCACCUGCUGGAUCAGACACGCCUGAGCUGCAGAGUGAAACUUUGUUCAGUGAGACGAGCGCCUUCACCCGCAUUGCACCCCCCAAUCCAAAAGAGAACUUGAUUGCAGUUGAGGUUGAGGAAGACGAGGAGCAGAGCAGCGUGACGGAGCUGCUCUCUGGCCUGGGCAGCACCGUCACAGAGCUCACCGGCAUGCUGAAGUUGGUGCAGCGGCAUAAAGACGCCCAGCUGCAGGAGCUGCACAGCACCAUCUAUGGCCUGCAGGUGGAGCAACAGGCUGCAAACAACAGACAUCAGGCUGAAGUGUUCGAGCUGAAGAGUCAACUCAGCCGCCUAAAUACCGUGGUCGAAAGAGGAAAUCAGGCUCUGCAGCAGAAAGCUCAGGAUGAGAAAACUUUGACUAAAUUGAUGGCAGAUGUUCAAGAGGCCCAGGAAAUUCUAAAUAAACACAAGACUGACAACAGUGACUUGCGAAAGGAUGUGAUUGAACUUCGUCGUGCCCUUCAGCAGUCAAAGGUUGAAACCCAGUUCCUGCGAGAGGAGUUGAGGAAAGCUGGUGGCCAGUCAGCUAACCCAGUAGAUUACAUGGAGGAAAAGAUCCAGUUACUGAAGGAGAUGGAGAGACUGAGGGCAAGUCUUCAGGAUGCAGAGCAGGCCAGAGUUAAACUCCUUGAAAGAGCAAAGAGACAUCAAAUCAUUCAUCAGACAAACCAGCAGAAAAGUGAAAAUGAGCUUCAGAUUUUAAACAGCAUGAUCAAUAAAGUCAGGGAGACUCUGCUGUCUUUGCCAGAGGUUGUGAAGAAGUGCGAGCAGCUCCAGCAGCUGGUCCAGUACAUCGGCUGACAUGCUUCUUGUUAUCAGUGUUUGGUUUAUUCAUGCCUGUCAUGUUUUAGCUUGUCACACUUAAGUGUUCUUAAAUUUAGGUAUAAUUAAAGUUAUUUUAAUCUUAAAAGUCCUCUUUUGUUCAUUCUUUUGUAUUUUACAAACAUUUUUGUUUGAAACAACUACACUGAUCGCUGAAAACCCCAAGCCUUGUAUCUCAUAACAGUGAGAUGUUGUGUUGUGGCGAUUUUUUUUUCUUCUUCUUCUUCAUAAUUUUAUUUAUUUAUUUUUUUUACUGGGAUAGAUUUAAAGGAGAAGUCACUGAGCCAAUGGGCUAAAGAGUUGUCAUCAAAUGUAUGAAAAUGAUGUGGUGCAAGUUGCGGCCUCCAUGUUUAUCAGAUUGAGACCUUCUAGAAACGUUUUAUUCUUUUCGUGUGCUCUGUGAGGUAAUAAUGAAAAGUAAACAAUGAUUUUAAUGGUUUCACUUCUUGACUCAGUGUUUGUCCUGUGCAGCCAAUAUAUCAGUUUGCUAAUACAUCGCACUUGUGUGACUAGUGUUUCUAACAAAGUAUGAAGAAAAAUACAUCCCGUUUGUUUUGUAAAGGUUUGUAAAGGUGUAAGUAUCCUGAGUGUUAAUAUUUACCGAUGUUGGAAAGUCUCCACGCCAACAGACUUUUCUUCUGCUCAAGCUGUAGUACAAGAUUACUGUACAGAUAAUAUUUGUUUUUCAUGCUUUCGCUUGCACUCG
Molecule: messenger RNA, 6056 nt
Organism: Melanotaenia boesemani (Boeseman's rainbowfish)
Lineage: Eukaryota; Metazoa; Chordata; Actinopteri; Atheriniformes; Melanotaeniidae
Gene: spag5
Product: sperm associated antigen 5
Exons: 26
Coding region: 278-5329 (1683 amino acids)
Biological process (GO): regulation of attachment of spindle microtubules to kinetochore; cell division
Source: RefSeq, a predicted model, not a curated record